Setaria italica (foxtail millet) is the source of this 1425-nucleotide messenger RNA. RefSeq names its product myb family transcription factor APL. The record is from RefSeq and is a predicted model, not a curated record. Gene Ontology annotation, molecular function: DNA binding; DNA-binding transcription factor activity. The transcript is spliced from 6 exons. Bases 1 to 999 code for a protein of 332 amino acids. Lineage: Eukaryota; Viridiplantae; Streptophyta; Magnoliopsida; Poales; Poaceae.
AUGUUCCCCUCCUCCAAGAAGCAGCCCAACACUGGCGCUGGGAGCUCAAAUGAUCGGUCUAUGUGCGUGCAAGGUGACUCCGGCGGCCUCGUCCUCACCACCGACCCCAAGCCCCGCCUCCGGUGGACCGCCGAGCUCCAUGACCGCUUCGUCGACGCCGUCGCCCAGCUCGGAGGCCCGGACAAGGCAACUCCAAAGACUAUCAUGAGGGUUAUGGGAGUCAAGGGCCUUACCCUCUACCAUCUCAAGAGUCACCUGCAGAAAUUCAGGCUAGGGAAGCAGCACAAGGAGUUUGGGGAUCAUACAGCAAUGGAGAUGCAACGUAAUGUGGCCUCUUCUUCAGGCGUGAUGGGAAGAACGAUGAACGACCGAAGCGUGAACGUGAACGAGGCGCUAAGGAUCCAGAUGGAAGUCCAGAGAAGGCUCCAUGGGGAACUAGAGGUGCAGAAGCACCUCCAGAUGAGGGUUGAAGCCCAGGGGAAGUACAUGCAGUCCAUCCUGGAGAAAGCACACCAAGCCCUAGGGACCAGCGACUACGCCACGUGGCCCGCGGGGUACAGAUCUCUAGGCAACCAAGCCGUCCUUGACAUUGGCAGCUCCACGGGCUUCUCUUCCCUCCAGGACCUGCACUUCUAUGGAGGAAGUAGCCACAUGGACCACCUUCUCCAUCAGAUGGAGAGGCCAAUGGAUAGCUUCUUGACGCUGGGUGAGAACUUCAUAGGGUCAUCGUCAGCAGACAAGAAGGGCCCUAACCAUUGCAGCUCCAGUGGCAAGAGCUCGAUGAUCUGGGCCGGCGAGGAGGACCAGCAGGUUAAGAGCGGCACCGACCAGCUCCAGAUGGGUUCAUCAACAACGAUGGAGGGUGGCAUCAGUGUCAUGGACCCGAUCACCAGCCUGUACGAGGGUGCCUUGUCAGGUGAAUCCAUGGGCAGCAAGGGUUUCGAGGGUUCGAGCUCCAAGCUCGAGAUGAAGUCGCCUCCACACAACAAGCACCUGUAGGAAGUCAUCAGAGGGUUCGUAUAUAGUCCAAUGGUUUGGAGCUCACGCAAAGAAUUUGUCCAAUAUAUAUGGGUAAAAAAGGAAAAAAAAGUAUUGUGUCAAUUUUGUUGUGAAGGUUUAGAGUAACGCGUGAGCUGAGUGCAGCGCAUUUGCGGUAAUUAGUAUUAUUAGAUACAAGAUCUUAAGAGGACAAAUUCAUUAUAUAUAUGGUUGUUUGAGCCCUAAUUAGGAUAUUAUUACCUGCUACUCUGAUGAGGAUGGCUUAGGUAAUUUGGUUUAGCAUUUUUAUCAUGGCUUGAGUUCAAGCUAGUGACAGUGCGCUUUAAUUGACAUGUUCCUGCAUGUAUAAUGCAUGGUGGCGAACACACACUCACAUAUAUCUGUAUUAUAUUGGAUUUGUGUAACACUGUUGUUUGACAUCGGUGA